AUGCCAUCCCCCGUCACUCUGGAGGCCCCUAGGAUUUCUUGCCCGUUCUCAGAAGAGAUGCAGAAAAAGAGGAAUAGUGAGAAACAGGAGAUUUCCAGCAAAGACCAGGAGUCCAUUCGUGAAAUAGGCUCUUCUGUUCCAUGCCUGUCUCGGGAGGGCACGAAGAAAACUUUUGUUACAGAAGCAGGUUUUCAAAAACUUCAAAGAGGCCAGGAAUGUGUUCCAGGGAAAUCCCAGCAGUCUGCUGGCAUUUGUAGUGAUAAGAAAUGGGUAAAUCUGAAACGUGCUCGAAUCGCAGGUCAUAGCCAUGAAGGUCAGUCUACAGCUGUGAGCCCUGUACCUCAGCAGUUUUCUCUCAGUCCUACAAGCCACAGUUCCUCUGUUAAUCCUAAAACAGGAAAAAAUGUGAGGGAUUUGGCAGCAUCAAAUCUGUUUCUGCGAAGAGGAUGUGAUGAAAGAGCAGUGGAGGUCUGCAGUAGGGAUGUGUUAUUGAACCCACGCUUGAAUCCUGCUCCAGCACUGGUUCACCCAAAAUGCCCUUCAGUUUCUCAUCAGAAUCCUACACAUAGCCACAGCAAUUCUUCCUUUAUUACCUCAGGUCAAUCUCUCUCAAAGCGAGAUAGUUUACGAACUCAGGAUGAAACUUUGGUGUCUGAUCUCCAUCUCAGGGAUACUGUGGGUAUCAGCAGCUCCUUAGAUCUUGGGACAUCCCCACAACUAGCAAGAUGCAAAAACAUAAAGACAAACAGAGGUGAUGAAAGUUCAGUGGAUGAGACUAUUGAAGAUGUAAUUGUGAAAUACUGCCAUGAAACUACAUCUGAAGAAAUUUAUUUCAAAAAAGAGAAUAAUCCCAGCGUACCUUUUUCAUCACUUCUGGACCAUACUAAUUUAGAGGGCUCUGAAAUGAGUUUUGACUGUGAUGCACCAAUCCAGGUAGGAACAGAUUUACCCAAGGCAGCUAUAAAAGAUAUAGAAUUCCUGAAAGAGGUCCAAGUAUGUUUGCAAGAUAAGGACUAUGGAACACAGCUCUCUUCUGUUUUAAAAACUGAGUCAUUAGAGAAAAUAGAAGCAGUGAAAAAGGAUGUCGUAGUUCAUACCGAAGAACCAGUUCUUCCAGCCCUGCCUCACGUGCCUCCUUCUUUUGUGGGAAAAACUUGGUCUCAAAUAAUGUAUGAAGAUGAUAUAAAAAUUGAAGAACUUGUGCGUGAUUUCAGGGAAGGUCGUUUUCGCUGCUACUUUAACAGUGAAUCCUCAGCCAAUUGUACAGGGAAGAGAAUGAAGAAAAAAAAGCAGAAGGAUGAAAAAAAGAUCAAUAUUAUUGAGGGUAAUAGAACAGAAAAUGCACCAGUUAAGGCACUGCCAGAAUUUAAUGAUGCUUUAAGUGGUGGCUCUGAUUUUGAUAACCCGUCUUUGGCCUCAGAUACACUAUGCAACCCACAAAUUGUAAAAAUGCCUAGGAAAAGGACAUGGCGCCUGGCUUCAAGGUGUCAGGUGGUUAAAGUCAGCCAUGGCACCCAAACAAGUCUGCUGAACUACCCUGUGGCAAAAAGGAAAAUGUCUAGAAGGGAAUCUGAUCCAGCUGAUCAGAAAGCAAGCGUUGCAUGUCUGGAGAAUGAAAAAACUCCAAACAUGAAAACUAGACUAUGUGCCCUUAAACUUCCAGAGUCCUAUAGCAAGAUCAUGAGUCCUGUACAGCCCAAGACAGUGGUGUAUGUACUCUCGUGCCCAGAAGUAAAACAGUGCAAAGGUAAACCUAUAGAUAUUCCCAAAAUGAGGAAGAAUCAUCACUCCACAGAUAGCAAGGACUCUGUAAGAUAUAAAUACAAACAGUGUUCUCUCAAAUAUUAUGACCCACUGACAAAUCGAAUUCUGAAAACGCCUCCUAAGAGUACAGUUGGAGAAAAGGCCAAAAAGCCCUCUCAUGUUCGCCAGCUUUUCAGAAGUCUCAGCUUUGAUACAAACAUGAAGAAACUAGCUGAUACACAGAGAGAAAGCACACCAUCAAAGUCACUCAAUUGGUCAGACUUCUGUAGUUCUUCUUCAGCAUCUUUCCUACCAGAUCGAGAUAAAAGGAAUGAGACAGCCUCAAGUCAAAAGGCAGAUGGACCAUCUGUUGCCACAGAAAAAACAGAUUGUCUUGUAUCUGAGAACUCUUUUAAACACCUAAUCAUUUCACCUUUGAACUCUGUGAUAGAAGGAGAUUAUAGAUUAAUCCCAUUUAAUAGAAUUACCAAAACUCCUCUGACCUCCAUCAGGAGUGAGUGGUCAGAGAGGGAGACUCCAAAAGCAAUAUGGAAGAGAAAAGAAGGCACUAACAAAGAACCAGUUUUUUCCAGAAAGGCUGCAGGAUCUAAGUCUGUCAGAUGUACUCUUGAGAGGAGAGGAAACAGAGUAACCACAGGCAAACAAACGUCCAGAACUAAAAAACAGCAGAAAGAGGGGAUGAGAAGACAACUUCAGCCUUGUGCCCAGAAAUCUGCUUUCUCCAUCCAUAGGUACCAGACAAGGAAAACUACAGUGGGAAAGCACCCUAAGAAAGAAAAGCCUGAUGCUAAAAAAUUAAAGCCAGCACCUGGAAGAAGGAAGGAGGAAAAAAGAAGGCCAUAGACAAUGCAGUUGAAAUGCUAGAGCUCCAGAAAUUGCAGAGCCAGUCUAAUGUGAAAUAAAUACAACUGUAAACUCAGCUCUUGUUCCUGGA
Messenger RNA from Agelaius phoeniceus (red-winged blackbird), 2698 nucleotides. NCBI's taxonomy places the organism in Eukaryota, Metazoa, Chordata, Aves, Passeriformes, Icteridae. The record is from RefSeq and is a predicted model, not a curated record.